UAUAAUAAACAAAGCCGCGUCUAAAUUAUUUUACCGCGAAAAAUAAUAACCUAUACAACCUCCAAGUUGAUAAAGAAGAUACCUUUGUUAUCGGAAGUUUGAAAUACAACAAAUAUACACACAAAAAUAAAAAAAAAAAGAUCAUUCACCCUGACAGAGCUUGAUGCCCAACCCCUGGUCACGUCAACAGUGCUUCUCAAUUUUCAUUUUCAAUCAGUGAUCAGCAUCAGUCCGUUGACAUGAUACAACAAAUAAAUAAUCAUUUUUAUAAUUAACAAAUUACAAUGUUUUUUAUCUAAAAACAUUAUUAUUCACCUUCAAGUAAGAUAAUCUAAAUACUAAUCGGUUAUGUAAAAGUUAAUUUUUAAUCUCAGAGUGUUGAAAAACAUAAAAAAAAGAAAUGGGCCAAGGAACAGAGUGUGCUGACCGUCCAACAGAAGUUAGUGUCAUAAGAUUUGUGUCCAGGAACCGGACUAUCGAGGAAAUAGCUCCAAAAAAGGAAAUUUAUACAUGUAAACAGCAGGGUUGUGGUAAAAUAUUUACAAAUCAAGAUGAAUACAAGACACACGAAGCUUUAGAAGAAUUAAAAAUACGUUUUAUAUGUAGAGAACCAGGAUGUGGAAAAGAACUGUCAGAUCCGGGAACAAUGUGGCGUCAUUAUCAAGAGUAUCACAGCAAUGAAACGACAAAUAUAUUUAUUUGUCCUUAUACAAGUUGCGGUGGGUCAAUACACACCAGCAGUGUUAAUUUAGAGCAACAUAUAGAAAAUAGUCAUCGACAUACACCAGCUCUGAUACCUACUGAGCCAGAAAUAAUAUGUUUUGAGGGUCCAGGUAGCACUACUUCAACCACUGGUAAUCAUAUUGUCGAUGAUGAUGAUGAUGAAAUCUUAAAUGACGACGAGUGCAUUGAAAUGAUUGAUGAAAAAAUAAAUAUUAUUAUUAAUAAUAAAUCAAAUGACUCUAACAAAAAUAGUUAUAUUAAACAAAUAAAUUACUCAUCUAAAAAUAAUAACGAUAAUAAUGAUAAUGAUAGACUGAUAAUACCAGAAGAAAAUAAUGAUAAUAAUCGUUCCAAUGAUUCUGCCAAAUUAUUUAUCACUAGUGAUACUAAAAAUACUAAUCACACUAAUAACUCUAAUAGUAUAUUGUAUGAUAAUAAACAGGGACAAAUAAAAUUACAAGAGCAUAGGAUAGAUUUGGGUAAUCUUGAAAAAGUAUUUAGAAGUGGAUUUGAGGAUAAAACUUGUAGAAAUAUUAUUGAAUCGAGUAAUGAUAACAAUAAAAAUAAUAAUUUUAAUAAUAUUAAUAAUAAUGGUGCUUCUUCUACUAUUUCAACCACUACUAAUACAGCAACAACAACAACAACAACAACAACUACUACUACUACUACUACUAAUAAUAAUAAUAAUAGUGAUACGAAUAAAACAACAAACAGUGAUGAUGAGGAUGAUGAAGAAUAUACACCUAAAAAACAAAGAAUGUCAAGGUGUAAACAAGAAUUACCGUAUAAAUGUGAAGUAAAUGGUUGUGGUAAAAUGUACAAGUACAUAUCUCACUAUCGACAUCAUCAGGACAGUCACAAAGUACAAGAAAAUAAGGAAGCUAAUAAAUUAUUAAAAUCAAAUAAAAUUAAACAACAACAAUUACAGCAGCAACAGCAACAACUACACCAACAACAACAACAACAGCAACAACAACAACAACAACAACAAAGUAAAGCAUCUACUGUUAGUUUUUUUUUAUGUAAAAUACCUGGUUGUGGAGCUCAAGUAAAUAAUGUAACUAGUCUAUGGAAACAUUAUCAAGAUAAUCAUGCAAACAAUACAAAAACACCAAUUGUACAAUCACAAAUAAAAAGCAAUCAAUUAUUUCGAUGUAAAAUAUUAAAUUGCGAUAUGGAAUUUCGUACAAGUGUACAGCUAUACAAACAUUUGAAUGAUGUACACUCAGUUAACACACGAACGGCAAAUGUUAUUGGAACGCUGUUAUCAGAUAAUAACACAAAUACCAGCACCGACGCUAAGACUGAUGGGAUUGAUUGUAAACUACGAUUUAUAGAUAACGAUUUUAACCAAAAUGAUAAAAAAUCAAAGACUGAUUUUAAAGCCAAUUGCAAUGUUAUUAAUAUUACUUAUAAAGAUAACGAUAACGGUAACAAUGAGGAAUGUAAUAAUACCUCAUCAUCUAAUUCAUUAAUAACAAUGUCUAUCAAAGAAGAAUCCUCACGCGAUUGAUUACAAUCUAAUCAAUUUUAUUAAAUUAAUACUAAUAAUUAUUAUUAUUUCAAUUAAAGUGUUCACUUUGAUCAUU
Cotesia glomerata is the source of this 2312-nucleotide messenger RNA. RefSeq lists its product as uncharacterized. The record is from RefSeq and is a predicted model, not a curated record. Bases 401 to 2236 code for a protein of 611 amino acids. Gene Ontology annotation, cellular component: nucleus. The transcript has 6 exons. NCBI's taxonomy places the organism in Eukaryota, Metazoa, Arthropoda, Insecta, Hymenoptera, Braconidae. Gene Ontology annotation, biological process: regulation of transcription by RNA polymerase II.